Molecule: messenger RNA, 1440 nt
Organism: Hypoxylon trugodes
Lineage: Eukaryota; Fungi; Ascomycota; Sordariomycetes; Xylariales; Hypoxylaceae
Exons: 7
Coding region: 1-1440 (479 amino acids)
Source: RefSeq, a predicted model, not a curated record
AUGGCCAAAUUUAAACAAGACAUCUUCCAAGAAUUUCAAGAAAGGCAUUUUAGGGUACCUUGCGAUUAUAAACCUACAGACGUCCAAGUCAUUGAAGUGAAAGGUUUCGAGACAGAUACCCAAACUUUUCGGUCAUUUUCAGUCAAACCGGACGAAUUAGGGAGCUGGUUCUCAGAUAAACAGACGAACCGCGCGAAUGACACCAACCACUAUGGGCAUAAACUACGUGUUGUAAUCGGAUAUCUUGGGAAAGGGGUGAAAAACGACUACGUAAUGCACGAUCAAAAAUUCGCCCCAGGAGAUAUUCCCCCGGGCGCAUCAAUCACCACGCUACCCUUCUCACAAGAGCACUACCAACUCAUCUGUCAAAAGUUUAGUUUACCUAAGGUCACAUAUUUACUAGUAGAGCGGGGGGUUAGGACAUUAAGAGGCCACUUCCAAGUCACAAAGAUGCCAUCCGAGCAGGGGAGGAUCAUCUACAGCUUUUCUUUGAGUUCGUUCAGUAGCCUGUUGAUAGGUACCAAGUUAGCGGCUUCAAUGUCGUACUGCCCUUCAACGGGUGUAACUAACGCAUUGGUACUUGGGAGUGGUGAGCAGGAUGGGUUUUCAUGGCUACAACAAGACCUAGAGCAGCUAGCACCCCUGUCUGAUAGCCCCUUUCUCGUGCCGAUGAUAAUCUGUCAGCGCCUCACUGAUGCUAUCAGUGACUCCGUGGAUGGGAUCUCUAACCGAUUACAUCAGGUGGAGAUUGGAAGCGGCCAGACGGGCAUUAUGAUUGUUGGCGAUAACGGAUUGCCCAUGCCACGAGGACAUUGUGAAGACCCCAACUUAUCUGUCGCUAUCCUUAGUGUGGCCCAACAACUGGUUGCUGUUGAAGCCUACAUCAAAGGCCAUAGUGUUACUGUGCGCUCUGUUAAGAGUGAAAUGUUGGAAUUUCCAUGGCACCAGUUCCCUAGUACCAAUAGUGAUGAGGUACGGGAGCAAAACAAGCUUAUUGCCAAACAGCUUGACUUCAUUGAUCGCAGCCUAAGUUUCGCUCUUUUCGGAGUUGAGCAUCUGAAGCAGAGGGCAAACGUACAGGCAACAGCUAUCAACAAUUUAUUUGCUCAGCGUAAUAGUGAGAUGAAUACAAUGUUGGCAGAGUCUAGCACAAGCAUCGCGCGCGACACAAGACGAGAUGGCUCCGCUAUGAAAUCAAUUGCCGUUUUGACUAUGGUCUUUCUUCCUGCGACUUUUAUUGCAACAUACUUCGGCAUUCCUGCGGUGGAAGCAUCGCAGCCAUCACAGGGGAUUUAUUGGGCUGUGACGGUGCCACUAACCUUGGUUGUCCUUUUUAUGUGGAGGCUAUAUUUCUACUUCUGCGUCGUCAAGAAGGAUUAUUGGCGGUUCGGCAAGCGUCGUGAGACAACAAAUUUAGAUGAUCUAGUUCCUGACUAUUAA